Molecule: messenger RNA, 1734 nt
Organism: Adineta steineri
Lineage: Eukaryota; Metazoa; Rotifera; Eurotatoria; Adinetida; Adinetidae
Source: the annotation of a GenBank genome assembly
AUGAGCGACGAAUCUACGACUGCUGUAGUACCUGAUAUUUCAAAUACUCAUAAAAAUAGUAUAACAAAUGAAACCGGUGAUUCAUCAGAAUCGACUGAUCAACCACCAUUAAAAAAAAGUGCAUCCAAUGUUCCAAUUACACUUAAUAUUCGUUAUAAAACACAAAAAUUUUCCAUUGAAUGUGAUUUAUAUGAUACAUUGGGACAUCUCAAAGAUAAAAUAGAUAAAUUAACUGAUGUUGAACCUCAAGUUCAAAAAUUAGUUAAUAAAUCAAUAACAAGUGUUAAACGAGAUGAUACAACAACAAUAUUAAAAGAUUUAAAUUUAACAGAUGGUCAAACUUUAUUAUUAGUCGGUGCAACUCGUUCAGAAGUUUCAACUACAUCGGGAAUACAAAGUACUGCAAGUAGUAGUAAAGAUUCGACAGAUGAUUAUGCAUCGGGAACAACUAAAAAAGAACCUUUAUGUAAACAAACUAAACAUGAAAAAGUACUUAAAAAUGGUAAACCUGAGAAUGUUCAAGUUGGUAUUCGAAAUCUAAACGAAGAUUUACCAUCAUCAAUUGAGGGUUUAUACAUGUCAAUGUUAAAUCAAUCAGGUAAAAAAGCACGAUUAACAUUUAAACUUGAACUUGAUGAAUUAUGGAUAAAUACAGCUGAAACUACAAAAAAAAUCCCAAUGACACAAAUUCGUAAUGUAGUUGAUGAACCAAUUGAAGGUCAUGAUGGUUACUCAAUAGUUGGUUUUCAAACUGGUACAACUGAAAAUUCGAUUAUAUGGAUUUAUUGGUGUCCAUCACAAUAUGUGAAUGAAUCACAAAUAAAUUCUAUAGCUGGUGCUACAUCUGGUUUUUUAGUAAGUGUUCUCGUUAGUCCACUUGAUGUUCUAAAAACACGUAUUCAAGUAAAACGUUUACCAAAAGGUGUGCCGGAUACACCAUUCUUAGUUGUUAUAUAUAGAUUGGCUCAACGAGAAGGUUUUCGUGCAUUUUAUAAAGGCUUAGGAGUAACAAUGUUGGGUUAUGUACCGAAUUGGGCUAUAUAUUUUAGUACAUAUCAAUGGUCUAAAAAACAAUAUGCUUCUAUUUUAUCAUCGGGGCACUAUGAAAAUGAUGUAUUAACAAAUUUACUUUCAUCAAUUACUGCUGGUGCUGUAGCAAAUACAGUUAUUGCACCAAUGUGGACUAUUCGUACACGUAUGAUGACACAAUCAAAUUAUGAUGAUUAUCGUAAUGCAUUUGAUGCAGCACGAAAAAUUUAUAGAACAGAAGGACUUUAUGCUUUAUAUCGUGGUCUUGUACCAUCUAUGUUAGGUUUGAUUCAUGUUGGUAUUCAAUUUCCACUUUAUGAAUAUCUUAAGAAAGGAUGUCUGGAUGGCUCAUCGCCUGAUCAACGUUUAUCAACAGGACAUAUUAUAUUUGCAUCGAGUGUUUCAAAAUUAAUUGCUUCUUGUGUUGCAUAUCCACAUGAAAUUGUUCGUAGUCGACUUCAAGAUGCUGGUCAUGCUCAAGCUGUUCAAAAACAUGCUUUAACUCCUGCGACACAAUUUCGUGAAUAUAAAAAUGUUCGUGAUGCUGUACAAACAAUUGCGAAAGACGAAGGUUUAAGAGGUUUCUAUCGUGGUCUUGUACCAACUCUAAUACGAACAUUACCAGCAGCGGUAUUAACUUUAUUAACAUAUGAAAAAAUGAAAGACUUUCUUGGUGAUAAUUUCGGUGAUAAUUCAACAAAGUGA